GCUCUCGCUAGCCGGUUGUCAGUCUCAAACCGGUUUAGCUGUGACAGUGACCAGUGUUUGUGCUAGUGUUGUUUCAAUGGAUUGUACUAUUUUGGAAAUGGAAGAUAAGCCGUACAGUGUUGACAGUUCCGACGAUAUCAACAUUGAGGAAGAGGACGAAGAACAAAUAGAAGAGAGUCAUAGUUACCCGCCAGACUUUCCAAUCGAAGCAUUAGUGAAGUUGGAGCGACCGUCGCCACCACUACCGACGCCACCCCAUACACCAACCGACGAUACGCCACCAGCGAUCAUUGUAUCGCGUCACCAAGCAACUUGGUCGCCACAAUACCCCGUGCAAGCUAGAACCAUGCAGACCCCAUACUCUUACGACAAACAGGUCCCUAAUUACACCUACCCUGGAGUACCAUACGGUCAACCGCAAGUCGCCAGUCUCCCACCGUCGGCACCCUACCAUGCAAUGUUAGUCAAUCAAUGGAUCAGGAAUGCCGCUUUGUACCACCACUCAUUGCGAUACCCAUCGAUGGCGCAGAGAAUGCCUGGAAGAAAUCCUCCUCCGAUGAGAGCACCAGGCGUCCCCGGAACAAGACCCAAGAAGCAGUUCAUUUGCAAAUAUUGUAAUCGCCAAUUCACGAAAUCAUAUAAUCUACUCAUCCACGAAAGGACCCAUACGGAUGAGAGACCUUACUCAUGUGAUAUCUGCGGGAAGGCCUUCAGAAGACAAGACCAUCUCAGAGACCAUAGGUAUAUCCACUCAAAGGAGAAGCCUUUUAAGUGCACUGAGUGUGGGAAAGGUUUUUGCCAGUCGAGGACCCUGGCGGUGCACAAAAUCUUGCAUAUGGAAGAAUCUCCUCAUAAAUGUCCAGUUUGCAACAAGAGUUUUAACCAAAGAUCGAAUUUGAAGACCCACUUAUUGACUCACAGUGACGCCAACAAACAUCACUUAGAACAUUUAGAAGGUUGUCAAGAAGUAUCAUCAACAAGCCAAGCAGCUGAGAGUCCUUUACUGGACCUAUCGCAUAAGCCGUCCCCUCCACCAGCUCAUAACUAUCAACACAAACACCAAGAAUCACCCGUUGAAGUUCCAAAAAGACCGCUAGGAUUUUCAAUUGAAGAUAUUAUGAAACGUUAACUAUAUUAUAUCUUUGUAGUUAUAGGUUUUGAUCAAAACGAGUUGACCCGCUUUGUAGGACAAGUUUGAGUAAGAUGCGAGCUUACAGCGAUGUUAUGAAACUCGUUUCUAGAUAAAUGUUUUCCAGAUCAAUGUUAUUCGGAUUGAUCUUGGUAUAAUAUGUAUAUUGCUGCACCACAUUAGUGUGUAAAGUUUGGUACCUAUUCUUUAAAUUUAACCAAAGAUGUAUCUCAAUCGUUCGAUUAUUCAAGUUCUUCAUCAUCUAUCAUAUUUUUUGCUAAACUAAAAGGCUCUUGAACACUUUAAUUAAAUUUUUAUCAUUAUCGUGCUGUAUUUGUGCUUUUGUAAUUUGAAGAAUUCGACUCGAUCUUCUUUAGCUAAAGACUGAAAUUGUUUUAUUAUUGUUAUGUUUCUAGAGAUUUAUUUAUUGUGAUAGUUUCUCAAAUAAACCUAGGCUAGGGGUUAACUAAAGUUACCAAAAAGUAUUACCUUAUUAUGGGUUAUUUCAAUCCAAAAUUAGUGGCUAUGAUAUCUCAAAUCAUGUUCAAAGUAAUUUAAUGUACCUUUUUAAUUCUAUGAAUACAAAUACUUAGUAGGUAAUAUUAAAUAUCUGUACCUAUAGUUUCCAAUGUAAAU
This is a messenger RNA of Pararge aegeria (speckled wood butterfly), 1765 nucleotides long. It is a transcript of the gene odd, whose product is annotated as protein odd-skipped. Bases 77 to 1129 code for a protein of 350 amino acids. Gene Ontology annotation, biological process: regulation of transcription by RNA polymerase II; embryonic hindgut morphogenesis; embryonic pattern specification. NCBI's taxonomy places the organism in Eukaryota, Metazoa, Arthropoda, Insecta, Lepidoptera, Nymphalidae. Gene Ontology annotation, cellular component: nucleus. The record is from RefSeq and is a predicted model, not a curated record. The transcript has 3 exons. Gene Ontology annotation, molecular function: DNA-binding transcription factor activity, RNA polymerase II-specific; RNA polymerase II transcription regulatory region sequence-specific DNA binding.